AUGCGAUUAUAUAUUGGACUGUUGGGUGCAAUGGCAACGGCAUUGUUCUCCAGCCACCGGUCCGGCCUAUCGGUAGCUAUCGUAUCGAUGGCUAAGUAUAAUAGUAGUGCACAUAAACAUGACUCGGAUGGCCAGUGCUGGCAACCAGACAGCACUGGUAGCUCACAGGGUAACGACAGUAGUGUCGACGCAGUCAUAAUUAGAGGCGAAUUUGAUUGGAGUGAAUCAUUGCAGGGUAUAAUACUAGGUUCCAGUUUCUAUAUGUAUUUGGUAACGCCAACACUUUCUGGUCGUAUUACCGAACGAUUCGGCUCCAAAUGGGUGACACUGGUGUCACUAACGGCUCCGGCCGUACUAUACUCACUGAUACCGACUGUGGCGCGAACCAGUGUCUACCUGUUAAUUGCACUGCUGGUAAUUAUGGGCUUUUUUCACGGCUGUAUAUUUGCAUCACUGUUCCCGUUGUUGGCCAAUUGGUUUACACCGGCCGAACGGACAAUAGCCGUGGCCGCACUGGCCGCCGGUCAAAACUUUGGCAAUUUGUUUACUUUUCCGUUAGCCGGUUAUCUAUGUGACAACGGUUUUGCCGGUGGCUGGCCAUCAGUUUUCUAUGUAAUAAGUGCGGCACACAUACCUUGGAUUGUCAUGUGGUUACUGUGCGUUGAGGACACACCACUCCUAAGCAAUACUUGCGGUUUCAUUAAAUGCACGGACAGUGAAUUGAAAUAUAUUUAUUAUAAUAAAGGCUCGUUUGGAUCGCCAAAUAAAUCAUCAUCGGCUCCGUGGCGUCACAUUUUCACAUCCCGGUGCGUGUGGGCCACUAUUAUAUGCAAAGUGUGCGCCAGUUGGGGCUAUUAUCUAUACCAGACCAAAAUGCCAUCAUAUCUCGACAAAGUUUUCGGUAUGUCAUUGCUAAGCAACGGACUGUUCAAUGCCGGUCUAUCCCUGUCUACCGGUGUGACUAUGGUUUUAGGUGGUCCGCUGUCGGCACUGGUUAUCAAAAAGUUUGGCCACCGUUUGACCAAAACCCGUGUUCGCAAACUAUUCGAGUCGACAGCACUGAUAGGACCAGCUAUUUGUUUGGCUAUCAUAACAGUCAUGGGCUGUAACUCUGCAGCAGUAGUCAGUCUACUGAUGACCGCACUGUUCUUCUACGGGUUUGUAACGGGCGGUGAGUUCUCCAUUUAUGGCGAGUUUGCGCCCGACUUUUCGGGUACAAUAUUUGGCAUUGCGGCCACUUUGGCCUCCAUACCCGCAUUUAUCGGGCCGUACGCUGUGGGCGUUAUUUUAGGCGACACUCCCGGUGAGAGAAGUCGCUGGAAUGUUGUCUUUUACAUAACAAUAGCCAUCUAUUUGAUCGGUGCCGUCGGCUUCGAGAUGUUAGCAUCGGCUGAACCCCAGCACUGGGGUGUCAUUGGGAAUAUCGAUGGCUACGACACGUCCAGUGUUAACACAUUCAAUAGUGAUUGUAUUGAUAAAGAGAGAUAUAAAAUUACUACUAUCGAUGAAGUUAUUGAUGAAUGA
Messenger RNA from Oppia nitens, 1524 nucleotides. RefSeq lists its product as uncharacterized. NCBI's taxonomy places the organism in Eukaryota, Metazoa, Arthropoda, Arachnida, Sarcoptiformes, Oppiidae. The record is from RefSeq and is a predicted model, not a curated record. Gene Ontology annotation, biological process: transmembrane transport; monoatomic anion transport. Gene Ontology annotation, molecular function: transmembrane transporter activity. The coding region runs from base 1 to 1524 and encodes 507 amino acids. The transcript is spliced from 5 exons.